UAUCGAUAUUUAUUUUGAGCGUGCAUUCAUGCUUUAGCUUAUAAUCGAGUGUUUAAUUUACUUGAAAUUUAAGAAAAAUGUCUGUGAAUAUUAUCAAUAAGAUUAGUGAAGGUGAACGUUUAUUUAUUACAAAUGGUGUAGAUUUAAAUAUCCGUUCGGAUGGUCGGUCUUGUGAUGAUCAUCGUAUGGUAAUGAUUGAACAAAAUGUUAUCGAAACAUGUAGUGGUUCAGCACAUGCACGUUCAGGAAACACCGAUGUUCUAGUUGGAAUUAAACUUGAAUUAGAAGAGAUUAUCAACAACAACGAUGAUAAGCAAGCUGUUGAUGAUAAAGGACGUGUUCAGGUAUUCGCCGAUAUAUCAGCAAUUGCAUCCCCUGCAUUUGAAGGAAGAAAAGGUGAAGAUAUUACCUGUCAAAUUGAAGCAUUGUUUUCCGAAUUUCUACCAGAUUAUCUCGAUCUGGAAAAACUAAUCAUCGUUCCUAAUAGAUCCCAUUUUGUUUUACAUAUCGAUAUUGUCAUCCUUGAAUGUUCUUCAUUGUCAUCAUUAAUUGAUAUAACCUCAAUUGCUAUCAAAACUGCCCUAUACGAUGUUAGAAUACCAAAAAUCAACAUUUUAAGUGUUGACCAGAAUGAAUUCACCGUUUCCGAAGAUGAAUUCGAAUCUAUUCCAUUGGAUGCUAGUCGUGUACCACUAGUGACAAGUUAUACAAAAAUCGGUUCGAAAUUUGUUGUCGAUGCUACUUGGGAAGAGGAACAAGCAAGUGUUGGUACCAUAUCAGUUGCUUUUCUUCCGCCUGAUCAGAUUAUUCUGAUGAAAAAAAUUCGUCAUGGAUCGAUUAGUACCGAUUCGUUUCCAUUGCUAUUCGAACGUGCAACAAAAUUCGGUUUGGAAUUAUCACGAAAAUUUGAUGCCAAAAUUUGUCAAUGUAAAACAUUAAAAACAGGUGGUAGAAUUACAUUUUCAAUAAAUUAAUGAUUCGAAUGAUUAUCGGACCACCCCUAUCCUUUCAACAGAACACACACCGAAAAUCCGUUAAUUUUCUACCCGAAAUUAUGAAGAAUUUCAAAGUCGUUUGUAAAUAAAUGAAAAAUGAAUUAAG
Molecule: messenger RNA, 1101 nt
Organism: Dermatophagoides pteronyssinus (European house dust mite)
Lineage: Eukaryota; Metazoa; Arthropoda; Arachnida; Sarcoptiformes; Pyroglyphidae
Product: exosome complex exonuclease RRP42-like
Biological process (GO): U1 snRNA 3'-end processing; U5 snRNA 3'-end processing; U4 snRNA 3'-end processing
Cellular component (GO): nuclear exosome (RNase complex); cytoplasmic exosome (RNase complex)
Molecular function (GO): mRNA 3'-UTR AU-rich region binding
Source: RefSeq, a predicted model, not a curated record